Molecule: messenger RNA, 1256 nt
Organism: Gadus chalcogrammus (walleye pollock)
Lineage: Eukaryota; Metazoa; Chordata; Actinopteri; Gadiformes; Gadidae
Product: homeobox protein engrailed-1-B-like
Exons: 2
Coding region: 205-1083 (292 amino acids)
Biological process (GO): regulation of transcription by RNA polymerase II; neuron differentiation; multicellular organism development
Cellular component (GO): nucleus
Molecular function (GO): DNA-binding transcription factor activity, RNA polymerase II-specific; RNA polymerase II cis-regulatory region sequence-specific DNA binding
Source: RefSeq, a predicted model, not a curated record
CACCGCGUUGAUGGGUUUCAUUUAAAAAUGAUUUUGUAUCUUUAGAAAGCAUGAAUGAACCAUUUGGUUUUAUUCGUUUUAUGACAACGUGUGAAUAAAGACAAAGCCUAAAUCAACAGAAGGGCAGCAUCAUUGGAUUAACAACUUUGGAGAAGUAAUCUGAAAGGUGGGGAAAGCGAACCUUUAUUAAGAGUCUGAACAGCUAUGGAAGAAAAUGAUGUUCGCAACCUAGAGCGCCAUGAAGAGUGUGAAGAGGAGUCAGACGGAGACCUACGGCCUCUCCGCCAGGCACCUGGCCACCAGCCGCCCUUCACGAUCACCAACUUCUACAUAGACAACAUAUUGAGACCCGAAUUUGGACGUAGAAGGAAAUGUUGGACUUUCAACACAGAGGGAAAUAGAAUUGGAGUACUAAGACAGGAACAUCUCAGUGGAAAGGGGUCGAAAAGUGGCACCCUACAGCAACCUGACCGAGGGAGUAAGGAUGGGAGACAAUGUUCGGGGAACUCGUGCCCCGACAAAGGCGACCAGAGAGCGGUCGGCGCGCCUCUGGACCUGGCCCCGGGGGACAGUGGGGACCACAGCCAAGACCACAGCCCCAGCUCGGACUGCGCGCCCCGGGACGCCCCGGGAGACCGCGAAGACCACAGCCCCAGCUCGGACUCCGACAGCAGCUCCCAGGCCGGCUCCGUGUCCUCGUCCAAACCAAUGCUGUGGCCCGCCUGGGUUUAUUGUACCCGAUACUCAGAUCGUCCUUCAUCAGGGCCCAGAUCACGGAAACCAAAGAACACGGCGACGCCGAGCAAGGACGACAAGCGGCCCAGGACGGCCUUCACGGCAGAGCAGCUGCAGAGGCUGAAGACGGAGUUCCAGACCAACAGAUACCUGACCGAGCAGAGGAGGCAGAGUCUGGCCGGAGAACUUGGACUGAACGAAUCCCAGAUUAAAAUCUGGUUUCAAAACAAAAGGGCAAAAAUAAAGAAGGCCUCCGGGAAUAAGAACUCGCUGGGCGCUCAGCUGAUGGCGCAGGGACUUUAUAACCACGCCUCGGCCUCCAGGGAGGACAAGUCGGACAGCGACUAGCGGGACUACAGGGACACCUCCACACCAUGCAACCUGUUCAAAGGAUCAUUGUAUCAAAAUACCAGCAUUGAUAUUUAAGUAGGCCCUAUAGUAAGCGUUCCGCUGUUUUUAGUGGGACAUGUAGGCCUAUUUUGUUGCAAACAUGUAGCCUGUAGUUUUUGUUUAUAAUCCGU